UGCUAAUUUCUUAAAAAGACCUAAUCGCGUUUUGUGCACAAAAAAAAAGGAAAAAAAAGACCUAAUCGCGUUUUCCUCACCAUAAAGAUGGAACGAGAAGAAGCACGGCCGCAAACAAAACUGCUGUGUCUAGCCUGGUAUGCUCUUAAGAUCACAAAAGGAUAUUUACAUCACUAUUUGCUAACUUUUUUCACCCUAAUUUUGGGAACGUUCUCUACUUUUUCUCCGACCACCACCACUAUGAAUACCGAUGUGGAACCACCAUCGUCACAUCCAUCGUCGUUUUUAUCACUUCCAGACGACGUUGUUCUGAACUGCUUAGCCCGCAUAUCGAGAUCGUACUACCCGAAACUCUCCCUUGUCUCCAAGACCUUUCACUCUCUCAUUAUAUCCAGUGAGCUCUCGAUGGAGAGAUGUCACGUCAAAACCACUGAAGCCUUAUUUUACGUCUGCUUACAGUUGCCCGAUCAUGUUCCCUCCUGGUAUAGCCUCUGGAUAAAACCUGAUCAAAUUCUAACGAAUGACAUGGAGGAGGAUUAUAACAAGUCUACUGGAAACACUUUGUUGGUGGGAAUACCCUCUACACAUAUACCAACAGUUGAUAUUGGUUUGGUUGGUUCCAAAUUCUACAAAUUUCUUCCACAAAAAAAUUCUCCCGCGUUCUCUCGUUUAUAUUUCGGUAAUAACUUCUCCUUUAAAGCCCGUCACAUGAUGUUAGCUCGAAAUAUUAACGCCGUUGCCGGCUCUCUCGACGGGAAAAUAUACGUCAUGGGUGGUUGCAGUGCAAAUGAAUCCACGAGUUGGGCUGAGGUUUUUGACACAACAACUCAAGUUUGGGAAUCUUUACCUGAUCCUGGCCCUGAGCUCCGCUCCUCUUCAAUUAAGGCAUUGAUAGUGACUAAAGGAAAGGUUUACGUUGAGAGAAGCAGCGAGGAUAAAUAUUUUUUUUAUGAUCCGAUACUAGGUAGAUGGGGAGUUGCAGAAAAUCGACCUGCGGUUGAAAUGAGGUGUGUGAUAGAGGAUGUUGUGUACUCAUGUGAUCGUUUUGGUUGCUUUUGGUAUGACACAAAGCAUAACCAGUGGAUGGUGGUCCAUGGUCUGGAAGUAUUUAAUAGGAAUCGUCGGGGUGGUAUUAUUGCAUUAGCGAACUACUGUGGGAAACUCUUAAUCUUAUGGGACAGGCCUGGUCCUGGUCAAAACAAGAACAUUUGGUGUUCGGUUAUUGCGCUUGAAAGACGGGAUGAAGUCGUCUGGGGACAUGUUGAAUGGACUAGUGUCGUACUUACAGUUCCCAGUUCUUACCGUUUCUUGCGUUGCAAAGUGAAAUCGGGUUGAUCAAACUUUUAUUUUAAACAUAAUCAUACACGAACUUUAGCUAGGCUCCGUUUCUUUUAUUCCCUUUUAUCUUUUAGUUAAAGUUCAGUCAUUUGUUCCAGUUUUAAAGUAAGAUGCUUUUUUUAGGA
Molecule: messenger RNA, 1463 nt
Organism: Raphanus sativus (radish)
Lineage: Eukaryota; Viridiplantae; Streptophyta; Magnoliopsida; Brassicales; Brassicaceae
Product: putative F-box/kelch-repeat protein At4g39756
Exons: 1
Coding region: 88-1335 (415 amino acids)
Molecular function (GO): protein binding
Source: RefSeq, a predicted model, not a curated record